Gadus morhua (Atlantic cod) is the source of this 3398-nucleotide messenger RNA. Its product is annotated as Wilms tumor protein homolog. Gene Ontology annotation, biological process: regulation of transcription by RNA polymerase II. The record is from RefSeq and is a predicted model, not a curated record. The transcript has 9 exons. Gene Ontology annotation, cellular component: nucleus; transcription regulator complex; chromatin. Bases 849 to 2192 code for a protein of 447 amino acids. NCBI's taxonomy places the organism in Eukaryota, Metazoa, Chordata, Actinopteri, Gadiformes, Gadidae. Gene Ontology annotation, molecular function: DNA-binding transcription factor activity, RNA polymerase II-specific; RNA polymerase II cis-regulatory region sequence-specific DNA binding.
CCUCCUCUCCUCCUCUCCUCCACUCCUACACUCCAGCUCUUCCAUUCACAGAGAGAGGAGUUCAGCCUAGCCCCAGGACACAGAUCUGCGCCCUACAUGCCCCGGACUUUACCUUCAUCUCGUCCUGAACAAAGAGAGAGCCCACCUCGCCCUCCAAGGGGAACAGGGAUCUGCUCUCACGACUUAAUCUUCCUUUAUUCUACUGCUUUUCUACUGCUAUUCUACUUCUCUUUUAACGUUUCACUUUUUUUAUGUUCCUUGGACGAUCCUCUGAUAAAGAGAGAGCUUUUUUUUUUUCCUCCUCCGUUGAGAAAAAUGCGUUGCGCUACUUUGCCCGGUCCCGUGAUGAGGUGUCUCUGGACCUGACAGCUCGCGAGGCGUUUCAGGAUUUGGCCGAUGGUCCCGUAGCAGGACGCUGAGACGAGCGAGCCGAGGACCUUCCACCCUCACCGCGUCCAGCCCGACGGAGACGCAGCGCUUCUAGACCUCCACAGAGAACCAGGGCUGUUUGCUUUUCCAUUCGGGACAGACAAGACAGGUAGAGAGAGAGAGAGAGAGAGAGAGAGAGAGAGAGAGAGAGAGAGAGAGAGAGAGAGAGAGAGGGAGAGGGAGAGAGAGAGAGAGAGAGAGAGAGAGAGAGAGAGAGAGAGAGAGAGAGAGAGAGAGAGAGAUACCUGGAACAACAAGGGCAGCUGAGGUUAAAAGGCAGACAGGUGUCCUGUAGAAGUCGUCCAGCCGCUCAGAGGUCCUGAUCAGCCAGGACCGUCUGGACCUCGGGCCGUCGGGCGGACUGCUCCCUGGCUGCUCCCUGACGCCUCCCCCCCCCCCGUCCCGGAGCCCAGCGGGCCAUGGGGACGGACAUGCGCGACCUGAACACCCUGCUGCCCCCCAUGCCGGCCCUGUCCUCGGGCCCCAGCCCCGGGUGCCCCUCGCUGCCCGUCAGCACGGCCCCGCAGUGGGCCCCCGUCCUGGACUUCCACCCGGCCGCCUCCCCGUACUCCUCCCUGGGGCCCGCCCACACCUCGCUGGCCCCCCACCACUCCUACAUCAAGCAGGAGCCCAGCUGGGGGGCCCCGGGGGACCCCCACCACCACGAGGCCGACCCCCACUGCGGCCUGAGCGCCUUCACCGUGCACUUCUCGGGCCAGUUCACGGGCACCGGGGCCUGCCGCUACGGGACGGCCUUCGGGGCCCCCCCGGUGCCGCCGCCCCCGGCCCCCAGCCAGCCGCCCUCGGUGAGCAGCGGGCACCACCACCACCAGCCCCCCCCCAGGAUCUUCAGCAACCCCACCUACCUGCCCAACUGCAUGGACACGCAGGCAGCCGCACGCAGCCAGACAGGAUACGGACCCAUGGCGUACGACGGUGCCGGUAACUACGGCCACACGCCAACCCAUCACUCCCAGUUCAACCACUCUUUCAAACACGAAGACGCCCUCGCCCAGCAGAGCACUAUGGGGGAGCAGCAGUAUCCAGUCCCCCCUCCGGUGUAUGGAUGCCACACCCCUUCAGACAGCUGUACAGGCAGCCAAGCACUGCUCCUGAGAAGCCCGUAUAACAGCGGAGACAAUGUUUAUCACUUGGCAUCUCAGCUGGAGUGCGUCGCGUGGAACCCAGUUAAUACGCUGUCCGCCAUCAAGAGCCAUGCAGCGGGCUACGAGAGUGACCCCAACAGCCCGAUGGUGUACAGCUGCAGCACGCAGUACCGCAUCCACACACACGGAGUCUUCAGAGGCAUACAGGAUGUGCGCCGCGUCCCAGGCCUCGCCCCGGCCAUCGUGCGGUCCGAGGCCAGUGAGAAGCGGCCCUUCAUGUGUGCGUACCCCGGCUGCAACAAGCGCUACUUCAAGCUGUCCCACCUCCAGAUGCACAGCCGCAAGCACACAGGAGAGAAGCCCUACCAGUGUGACUUCACAGACUGCGGGCGAAGGUUCUCUCGAUCCGACCAGCUCAAGAGACACCAGCGGAGACACACAGGCGUUAAACCGUUCCAAUGCGAGACGUGUGAGAGAAAGUUCUCUCGGUCUGAUCACCUUAAGACACACACCCGGACUCAUACAGGUAAAACAAGUGAGAAGCCAUUCAACUGCCGUUGGCCCAACUGCCAGAAGAAGUUUGCCAGGUCUGAUGAGCUGGUGCGACACCACAACAUGCACCAGAGAAACCUCAGCAAGCUCCAGCUGGCCAUCUGAAGAUGUUAGGUUCUAAUAAAUGUAGCUUUGAAUACAUUUAGAUUCAAAUGCGUGAGUCCGAUUUAAUGGAGUAGGUUGGAAGAUUUGAAACGUCUCGAUGUAAGAAAGGAAAAGUGAAAGGUGAUCUUUUUUUAUUUCACUCCUCGUUUUAUUUCCUGGACUGACAAAACCUCCCAGAAAAACACACACAAUCAAACUAAUUAAAAAACAUAUAUGUCAAUCAUCUCAAAUUUUUUCAAAUGAUCUAAAACAAUGAGUCAGAAAAUAGCCUCAUCUGUAAUUCCCUCUACUCUACUCAACUCAAAACUGCAGUAUCUCCCUGACAACCCUACUUGUCAAUCAAUUAAGGUGGUAAGGCGGUUGUCUGAGCUGGUCGUUCAUUUACAUUGAAGGCCCAGAUUAACCGGCAUCUUGUCAUUCCCAGCACAUGCUAAAUGCAUCCAUUGAAGUCUGAUUUGAAUAAGGAAACAUGAUUUAGUUUUUCUUUAAAUAGUGGCUGGUGUAAAUAUGUUGAUGGCAUCUCUGGAUUGAAAUACUUUGAGAAUUGUCCUUAUUUAUUAUCUUCAUUUUGUUUUUGUGAAUAAAUAAUUAUUUCACUGGAAUCAUUUUCGCAGGGUGGGAGGAAAGAAAGAAUGCUGAAAUUUUAGUUUGCAAAUCUCAUUGCUGUCUUCCUGUAUGUGACAGAUCUGUGGCUGUUGUCUUUCACUAUUGUCGUUGUGGCUGUACCGGUUAAGAUAAUGUCGCCAUAUUUCUGACCAUAAAUACGACAAAUCUGACCAGACAUGAAUGUCACGUAUUGCUUAUGUAACGUUUGGGUGUAGUGUGAGAGGCAAGCGGUCGGCCAGCCUAAGAGGGCUGUUUGUCCCGUUCUUUUUCGGUUUAAAAAGAAAAUAUUGUUCAUUCUUUUUUCAUAAUCCGUUUUGUUCUUGGGUCCCAGAGGCGGAGGGAACAGUGUGUGGGCGCUGCCCUCGCUGAGUGCGCGUGUGGACAGCCUGACGCGGACCUCUGAAGCUGUAGAGUAAAAGCCUCCUGGGUCACUGUGACUUUGUGGUCAAGUUGUAAAUAAUAAAGUCUUUCACCAUGGGAGCUGUUUCCCCGGGCGGAGGGAGAGGUGCACUCAUUAAAACUGGUGGAUUCAAGAACUUUUGUUGACUUGAUUUUGUCAUUCUUUUUGUAAAAUGUCAUAAAAAAAUGCAAAUCACUGAA